Molecule: messenger RNA, 7764 nt
Organism: Physeter macrocephalus (sperm whale)
Lineage: Eukaryota; Metazoa; Chordata; Mammalia; Artiodactyla; Physeteridae
Gene: HS6ST1
Product: heparan sulfate 6-O-sulfotransferase 1
Exons: 2
Coding region: 280-1515 (411 amino acids)
Cellular component (GO): membrane
Molecular function (GO): heparan sulfate 6-sulfotransferase activity
Source: RefSeq, a predicted model, not a curated record
GGCGCGGAGUGGAGGUGACCGGCUGGCGAGGGGCUGCAGGGGGAGCGGACCGGGUCGGAGCCGAGCCGGAGCUGAGCCGGGGUCGGGCCGCGGAGCGGGGCCCGGGCGGGGAGCAGCCAUGGCGCCUCGCAGGGCCGGGGCCCGCGCUGCUGCGGGCGGCCUGGGUGCCGAGUAGCCGGGCCGGAGCGCGGGCGGCGGCGGCGGCGGAGGCAGCUGCGCCCGUGUCCCCCGCUCUCCAGGCCCCGCGCCCCGCGCCCGGGCCGCCGGCGAUGGUGACACAUGCGGCGGCGGCGCGCCGGCGGCAGGACCAUGGUUGAGCGCGCCAGCAAGUUCGUGCUGGUGGUGGCGGGCUCGGCGUGCUUUAUGCUCAUCCUCUACCAGUACGCGGGCCCGGGACUGAGCCUGGGCGCGCCCGGCGGCCGCGCGCCGCCCGACGACCUGGACCUCUUCCCCACGCCCGACCCGCACUACGAGAAGAAGUACUACUUCCCGGUGCGCGAGCUGGAGCGCUCGCUGCACUUCGACAUGAAGGGUGACGACGUGAUCGUCUUCCUGCACAUCCAGAAAACGGGCGGCACCACCUUCGGCCGCCACCUCGUGCAGAACGUGCGCCUCGAGGUGCCCUGCGACUGCCGGCCCGGCCAGAAAAAGUGCACCUGCUACCGGCCCAACCGCCGCGAGACCUGGCUUUUCUCCCGCUUCUCCACGGGCUGGAGCUGCGGGCUGCACGCCGACUGGACCGAGCUCACCAACUGCGUGCCCGGCGUGCUGGACCGCCGCGACCCCGCCGCGCUGCGCACGCCCAGGAAGUUCUACUACAUCACCCUGCUGCGAGACCCCGUGUCCCGCUACCUGAGCGAGUGGCGGCAUGUGCAGCGGGGGGCCACGUGGAAGACAUCGCUGCACAUGUGCGACGGGCGCACGCCCACGCCCGAGGAGCUGCCGCCCUGCUACGAGGGCACGGACUGGUCGGGCUGCACGCUGCAGGAGUUCAUGGACUGCCCCUACAACCUGGCCAGCAACCGCCAGGUGCGCAUGCUGGCCGACCUGAGCCUGGUGGGCUGCUACAACCUGUCCUUCAUCCCCGAGGGCAAGCGGGCCCAGCUGCUGCUGGACAGCGCCAAGAAGAACCUGCGGGGCAUGGCCUUCUUCGGCCUGACCGAGUUCCAGCGCAAGACGCAGUACCUGUUCGAGCGGACGUUCAACCUCAAGUUCAUCCGUCCCUUCAUGCAGUACAACAGCACGCGGGCGGGCGGCGUGGAGGUGGGCGAGGACACCAUCCGGCGCAUCGAGGAGCUCAACGACCUGGACAUGCAGCUCUACGACUACGCCAGGGACCUCUUCCAGCAGCGCUACCAGUACAGGCGGCAGCUGGAGCGGCGACAGCAGCGCCUCCGGAGCCGCGAGGAACGCCUGCUGCACCGGGCCAAGGAGGCGCUGCCGCGGGCGGACGCCGAGGAGCCCGGCCGCGUGCCCACCGAGGACUACAUGAGCCACAUCAUCGAGAAGUGGUAGUGGCGGCCAGCGGGGGCAGGUGGGGCCAGGCAGACUGACCGACACACUCGGCCCCCAGAACUCCGUGGGAAGAGGACCCCCUUCCGCUCGCCAGAAGACGGACGAACGGUUGAGGGAGGGGAAGGGGUGGGCCUGGCGGGUCGGUUCUCCCCACCUUCCCAGGCCGGGGCUCUGAGAAAUCAACGUGGGAACCCACUGGGUCAGAGGGAAGGGUGCUUGGAGGACCCCCCAACCAGGCCUGCAGGGCUGGGAGCCGGUACGUCCCCGCUCUCCCGUCCUCCUGGUCACAACGGCCACAGGUUUGAAGACUAGAAAAAUCCAGUGCAGUGGAAGGCGGACCUGCCAGGCACACGCCCACUCCCCCCCCAACCCCCCGCUGCAGGUAGCUCAGCCUCCAGGGAACCCCUGGCCCCAAGGCCUGCGUGGAGACACGGCAGGCCUCCGAGGUAGCCUCAGGAAUGGAGCUCCCAGCUCACCCAUCUUCAGGGUCAGGGCCCACCCCGUCUAAAGCCAAGAAGACUCUAGUCCAACCCCUGGGAAGCCCACUCCCCUCUCUAGCCCAAGGUCAAAACCCACAGUGUGGCUUCUUGCUUCGGGUCAAGAGAUCAAAGCACAUCACCUGGGGUCCCCCACCCCGCUUUCCUCAGUCCCCAGACCGAGGGGUGCUGUAGGGAGAUGGGCCCCAUGCUGCACUGCUCCCUUGCAUGAGCGGAGGGCAUCCCAGGAGUAGGAAGGCCAUAGGUGAGGAUGCUUCCACCUGUGUCCAGGCAGACCUCCCAGCCAGACCAGCUCAGACAGGAAGGGGGACAGAAAUCAAGAGCUCUCCCUGCCCGCAUUGUCCUUUCUGACCCUCUGGGCUUUGUUAGUGGGCUGCCCCCAGCCCCAAGCCCAUGACUUAGACAUUUAUGUGGGACUUAGACCCAUUCCCCCCACAGCCCCGUGUAUAAAGUUCAGUCAAGCCUCCGUUGGCUGGAACGCUGUAGACCACAGCCACAGCCCACGAGCCAUACUUUGGGGCCAUGGUGGUUCAGGACAGCCAGGAAAGGGUACUCGGGCUUUCAGAUUCUCCUCCAGGAUUGGAAGAAGCAGCUCUGGGUGGCUCCCCUAGUACCCAGAUACACAGCCCCCCGACCCUGGGCUCUCCCUGCGUUUUCCUGCGCCCUUGCCCCUACCAGCUGGUCAGGCCUGUUCCCCGCAGCCCUGCAGAUUGGAGAAGCCAUGUUCAGUCCAUUGUAGACACUUGCCCCACGCCCGUCCCUCCUGUGCUCGAGGAGGCCAGGCCAGCAUCGCCUCUGGACGUGCACACCACCCCCCGACAUGAGGCCUAAGACCUGGUUCUGGGGAGCUGAGUGUGAGCCCCACGCCCGAGGUGGAUGGGCACCCCGUCUCCCCAGGAGAGGAAGCACACGUGCCCGGCGGCUGCAGGCCAGACUCAAGGAGGGUGGUGAGGGCCCCGGGCCCCCGGCAGCCUCAUGGGAAGAUCUUGCCAGGGUUCCCAGCCCCGGCUUCCCCUUGGCCACCCUAGCUGCCCUCCUGUGGAAUGAGGGGGUGGGAGCCGAGACCCUUCUGUAAGCACCGGAAGGGUUAGGGUGUUGUCACAUUAGGUGGCCACCCAGGAGCCAGCAGCUUUAGUCUUUGCUUGUCUGGCCUGAGGCCCCCGCCCCCCCUCCAGCUUCCUGCGCUGGCCGCUUCAUCUUGCAGUCCCAGGACAGCGCAGUCAGCAGGCCCCCGAGAGCGGACACAUCAUGCUGAGGAGGUGAGUGCUCAGGUGGCUCUUUCAAAGGGGUGUGAAGGUCAGUAUGGAGGUCUGCUCCAGUACUCAUUUGGGGCGGGCGUGCUCCAGGGAGGAGGGUGGGACACGUUCACGAGAGCUCUGGGGUCUUGCACGAUCACCUGUGACGCUAGGGGCUUGCUGUGGCCUCCCACCGGGAGGAUAGCUGUUCUGCGUGAGCCCCCCGGGCACCCGGCCAGUGGCCAGGCUCAAGCAGCCCUCCCCAAGGGGUGCUCCUGAGGGUGUGGGCCUGAGUGCAGGAUGUGUUUUGUACAUAAUGGAGUGUUUUAACUCAUGGCCCGUUGUCCCAAGUCACACGGUCUCCUCGGUUUCUUCACUGCAUUUGGAAGGAGGCCCUGGCUCCGGCCAGCAUCCAGUCAGGGGUGCCAGUGACAGCACCAGUUGGCAGUGCCCCUCUGCCACUUGGGUCUCCCGUCCAGCACUGCCGGCUCAGGACGCCUGCUUUGAGGUAAAGGCUUCUUGUGCCUGCAGCAUCUCCUCCGACACCACAGGCUGGGGCUCCAGGGAAAGGAUGGCCUCCCCAGGGCUCUUCCCAGGGCUGAGGGACAGUAGCAAACAUGCAGUGAGCGAACAGCCCCCUGCUCUCACUACCCCAAGCCUUCAGUGUCCUCUCUUGGAGGAGGCGUGAGGGACGAGAGAACUGUCCAAGCAAUGAGUCUGUGAACGUUUUGGGAACUGGAAGAGUUUAACUUGAACCCAGGAGCGUUUAAAGCUUUAUUUAUUUAUAGCUUCUUAUUAAAAAAAAAAAAAAUGUUGAGAAGAAACCUUUUGGUGACUCAUACAAAAAAAUGAGUUGAUGAUGGAAACGCAAGUCAUAAUCAUCUAAUUGUUUUUGUCUAGGUCAAGAUGAAUGUUAGCAGAUGAAAUAAACCCUGAAAAGGAGCGCUGGUGUGUGUGGUCUGUGGUCACAUAGCAACGCGCCUGGCGUGGCGCCGUCCCGGUUUGAUUUUCGAAAUGAGCAUCUGUGAGCUCACAGGAAUCACACAGAAGCAGACGGGCUUCCCUCAGGAGCAGGCGGCAGCCCAGUAAGAGAGGAGUUAACACAAUGUGUCACUAAGCCUUGCUUUGUGAAAGUAAGAAAUGUGCCUGUCAUCACCGCAAAGAAUAACUUAGGGACUUCCCUGGCGGUCCAGUGGUUAGGACUCUGCACUUUCACUGCCGAGGGCCCAGAAUCCAUCCCUGGUCGGGGAACUAAGAUCCCACAAGCCGCGCGGUGUGACCAAAAAAAGAAUAACAUCAGUCAUUGAUUACAGGACUUGAAAAGAUGAGGCCCGCUUAAGGGAAGACAGAGCAACGCAGACAUCGUGUGCUUAUUUUCUGAGCCUCCUUCCCCUCAACUUUAAUUUUGAAACAAAUGACAGGUUGAAAGAGUAGGUCGUGGACACCAUAAACCCUUAGCUGAGAUUCCCCUGGAUUAACGUGUCACAUUUUCUUAUCCUGCACUCCCACUCGUUUUCUGUCUCUGUGCACAUGCAUCACACACAUGCACGUGGACACACGCACAUUUUUCUGAAACACUGGAAAUUAGUUGCAGUCCCCAGAAUCCUUCAAAAUACUUCGGCAUGUACCUCCUAGGAAUGACACUCUGCCACAGACACACACACACACACACGCACACACACAAACAAAACCAUCAUACUCCUAAAAUUUAACAUAACAUAUUAGCUGAUGUACAGUCUGCAUCCAAAUUUUCCAAUGGUCCGUACAGUGUCCUCAGAAUGUUUCUGUGACCCUUGCUCAGCUGUCACGCCUCUACUGUGUCCUUUAGCUAGACGGAGCCCCACCCGCCCCUUUCCUUCGUCUGUCUUAGCGUUGGCAUUUUAGUAUAGGCCGGUUGUCUCUCUUAAGGUCCGCGUGUGUCUGUUUUCUCACGGUCAGAUUCAGUUAAAGGUUUGGGGCAUAAAUGCUGCGCAGAUGAAGUGGUUCUCUGCCCGCGAGCGCUGAUGAAUUGUUCUGUCCCACGGGACCGGGAGGGAGGCCCUUACUUGAUGUCUGGGUCCUGACGUGAUCACGGGUCUCACUGCUUUUUCUUCAUGGAAACCGAUCCGUUGUGCUUGCGGGUAGGGCUGGCCGUUGCUGGACAGUGGAGGGCCGGGGGCCUUAGGCCCCUGCACUUCCUCCAGUGGGCACUGUCGCACACAAGACUCUGGAAAGGCUGUGUUCAGACCCUAAGGUCUGAGGGUCUCUUCCUCCUCUUCCCACGGUCUCGAUCUGGAUGCUCCUGCAUCCAGGCCACCUCCCCAUCCCUCCCCAUCCCCUGCCUGCAGGAGAGAAGGAAGGGCAGUCACAGCCGGGGCCUCGCCGUGCCAGGGGGCGGAGGUGGCCGCUUCCUAGUCACCAGAGCUUCCCCGCCCAGUGUGCUCUGGACCCUCCGGCUCUGUGAGGAAGCGUCCUCUCUCUUAUCGGAGCGGACGCCCCGUGCAGACCCAGCCUCAGCCCCUCCUGGACAUCACACGUGGGGCCUCAGUCUGCUCCCCGUUCAGCAAACCCAGGGGGAACGUAUCCUCCUGCUGCAGAGGCUCCAUUCAGCCCUGCAGAGCCAGUGUGUGAAAAGACAAAGGCCAAAUUAUUCCUGAAAACACCUCCCCCCAAAAUGGGGGUUUUCGCCUGCCUCCUCCUGUUUAAAGUUGAAGGUCACUCCUGAGCCUUCGGCACUGGCUGCAGCCUCCCCUGCGUCGGCCCGGCCUGUCAACCCAUCCACCCCUCUGAUCCCCCUGUGCCCCCUGCCCGACCUUGCCCCUCCUUGGCCUCUCCCCGCCACCCCACCUCCUCUUCCCCCACCAGCUGCCCGGCAGCCCAGCCUCCCACCUCUGCACCCCUUGCUGUUUCCUCUUCACACCAGCCGUGCCCCAAGUGGCGGGCCUGCUACCUGUGUGCUUUCCCUGGAUCCUCAGCCCCAACCUUCAGGCGAGCUCGGGACCCCUCAGUGCUCCACGCCAGGUCCCUCCUAGGGAAGGCAGUCCCGACUUGCCCACCCACCCAGGCGGGUGCCCUUGGCAGGGACACAGAGCGGAGCAGGCUCCCAGCCCGGAGCACGGGAGAUCCCUGGGAGCCAUCACCAACCCAAGAGUCUCCUUCCAGAACCCGCACCUGGUCCCAGGGACCUCCUCCCCGGAAGCCUUGGGGAGGACUCGGGGUGCAGGUCCUGGGAGCCUUGGCCCAGCACCCCCGGCUGACCAGGCCCCCUGCCCAGAGACUCCUGCCCUGGUGGGCGGGGAUGGGCGAGGGCUCCGCCGUUGGCGUGGGGGGCUGGUCUGGGCUCCCCUCCACGCUGCAGCGGCGGGCAGAGCCUCCGGGCGUACAGCCUGUUGUCAGGCCAGGUUCGGAAUCCAGCUGGCCCACGGUCCCGGGUAGGCCCUUCUCUGGGAAACGGGAAGGCUGCUGUAAGGGUUCACCUGCUUCCGGGGAGCAAGGCGCCGGGUCCGGGCGGGGCCGCAGCGAGCCACGCCUUCAUCUCGUCUCCAGCCCCGACCACCGAGCCGCCGCGGGGGAGUCCUGACCUCCCCACGACCCGCUCAGCUUCACCCAGUGCGCUGCCCCGCGACGAGCCAAGCCACGUGGGCCUCAGCCUCGCCUGCGGAAACAGCUAAGGACUGUCCUCUUCCUUUCUUGCUCUCAAAGGACCGUGACAAAUAUCCAGGUCCCCCGCCUGCCAGCCCCGCCCAUCGCCCCGGCCCCGGUAGCGCCAUCUGGUUUCCCGCCCUAGGUGUCGGCUGGGUCGCCCAGCUACCUUCUCUCUCUCUGCCAAAGACAAGACCCUUCUGGCUCCACGCCUGCUGGGCCUCCCACUUGCCUGCACCCCCAGCCCAGCCCACCCGGUCCCGGGGCAUCUCCCAUGGCCCAGGCUUCAGGUGGGACCCCGGUUCCUGGCGGGCCCAGAGGAGGGGUCUGAAUACACAGCACUGCCCAGACUUGCCCCCAAACAUGCCCUUUUUAGAGAAAUUGCUCAUAUCCUGACUUUAAAUUUCCAUUCCCUCUGAAGUGUGAUUGAAUUUUUAAAAUAUGUCCCUUCAAGUUAACAGUCUCUCCCAGUUAGAACCAGUGUGUUAGGAGUCCUCCUCUGAUCCCCUCCCCUCUGGGUGGCAUCUGGGCCUACGGGACAUUCCUAUCCCCCAGUGAUGGGUGGCAGGGCGCUCACACGCCCCCCCCGCCGCCUCUUCCCCCUGCCACCUCGUCAAGAAGGCCAUCGGGCCCCCAGCCAGGACCCCCAGCCCCGUCCUCACCAACUCCACUGCAGGGUGUCCAGGACAGUCGGAACUUGGGAUCGUCCUCUUGGCUUGGAUGAGGCACAGAGAUCUCCCCCGGGGGCUGGCCUUCCAGCCCCUCCUCCUGCUGUUACUGACCAGGGUUCUUGGCCUCCUCCGUCAAUAGAAAUUGUUAAGAGACCAGACAAGAAAUUCAGGCAAGGCUUUACUGGGGGCCCUGCUGCUGCAGAGGGGGAGCGAGAACACACAAAA